UUCUCGUGCUCGCUUUCUUCCUAUUUGCUCAAAGGUGUUCGUUCCCCCAAUCACAAAUAAAAAGCUCGAUAUUUCAAUUCAAUCUCCAUUGAAUUGAUGUUUUGAUCCAUCACAAUUUUCUCAAUUUGAUCUGUUAUUUUCCUUUCCCACUUUCAGCAGACGCAGCCAUGGAUUUUAUGAAGGUCUUCGAUCAAACAGUCCGCGAAAUAAAGAGGGAGGUGAAUUUGAAGGUGUUGAAGGUUCCGGAGAUCGAACAAAAGGCUUUGGAUGCGACGGACGACGAACCUUGGGGUCCUCAUGGCACAGCAUUGGCGGAGAUAGCACAGGCCACAAAGAAAUUCACUGAUUGUCAGAUUAUUAUGAAUGUUAUUUGGACAAGAUUGACAGAGUUGGGAAAGAAUUGGCGUUUCGUAUAUAAGGCAUUGGCUGUUAUAGAGUAUCUGGUGGCCCAUGGAUCCGAACGUGCUGUUGAUGACAUUAUAGAACAUACUUAUCAGAUAUCUUCCCUGUCAACUUUUGAGUAUGUGGAGCCGAAUGGGAAGGAUUUGGGAAUUAAUGUGAGGAAAAAGGCUGAAACCAUAGUGGCUCUUCUAAAUGACAAAGACAAAAUGCAAGAAGUACGGAAUAAAGCUGCUACCAAUCGUGAAAAGUACAUUGGACUUUCAUCAUCUGGAAUGACAUACAAGUCGGGUGCACCCUCAUUCAGUAGCAGUAACUUUAAGAGUAAUGAUCGGUACGGAGGUUUUGGUAAUAGAGGAGACAGUGAAACAUCUAAAACUUCUAAUGAUAGUUACAGAGACAAGGAUUACUAUGGUGAAGGUAAAUACGAGAAGACUACCAGAAAGAAAAAGCCUUCUCGCUCUGGCAGGAAAGAACAAGACUCAACUGCAAACGUUGCAUCAAAUAAAUCUACAAAAACUAGCAAGUCGGACAAAUAUGCUUCAGGUCCCUCACAAACUGCCCAGUCAAACAAAUAUGAUGACGAUUUUGAUGAUUUCGAUCCACGGGGAACUUCAAGUUCUAAACCUUCUGCUGUAAGUAACCAAGUCCAAGUGGAUCUUUUCGGGGAAAAUUUCGUCGAUCUUUUGGAUGCACCACCAGCAUCUAUUCCAACUGAUAAGUUGACUCCUUUGGGCAAUAAUCCAUCAGAAGUUGAUUUAUUUGCUGAUGCAAAUUUUGUGUCGGCAAAACCCGACCUAGAAGCAGCGAAGAGUUCCGCACCUCAGACCAAUAUUGAUCUAUUUGCCUCCCAGACAGCUCCUGCUGUUUCCACAACAGUCGAUUUUUUUGCUGAACCUGAUCCAGUUUUUGACAAGAAGGCUGCUAAAUCCGAUACAGUUAGCAAUAAUACAGUCGAUCCUUUUGCUGCAUUUCCAAUGAACAGUUUUGAUGGAUCCAAUGAGUUAACUUCUCAUGCAGAUCCUUUGUCAGCAGUAUCUGACAAAAAUUCCCAUAACGACACAAGUCAUGGCAAAAUAAAAGAAUCUUCUGUUGAAACCAAAUCUCCUCAGAAGAAAGAUCCAUUUCAAUCAGUAUCUGGUAUAUGGGCCGAUUCUUUUAGCCGUGGAUUGAUCGAUCUAAAUAUAUCUGCUCCCAAGAAGGUCAACUUAGCAGAUGUUGGCAUUGUCGGUGGGUUGACCGAUGGAUCUGAAGAAAAAGAAAAGGGGCCUCCGCCCCCACUUCAGAUGGGCAAAGCUAUGGGCGUAGGUAAAUCAGGUUCUACACCGACUCCCCCAAUAAUCGACGAUGACUUCUUCUCAAGUCUAAGCGGCCAGCAAUCUUGGUAUGGAGAUUCUAAAAAAUGAGUUGCUAUUUUUUCUCUUCAACUGCUAAUAUAUUUAUUUCAAAAAAAAUUCUCUUGGGAAUUUCAGCAUGGGUUAGAACCAUGUGAAACCUUUGUAUAUGAGGGUAGGUGUUUUUGUACAUGUGUUUCGAUUGCCCGUAUUUUGCUCUUAGUGCUAUAAGGUAAAGUAUUGAAGACUUAUAAGAUGAUUUUUUUGCA
This is a messenger RNA of Erythranthe guttata (spotted monkey flower), 2002 nucleotides long. NCBI's taxonomy places the organism in Eukaryota, Viridiplantae, Streptophyta, Magnoliopsida, Lamiales, Phrymaceae. The record is from RefSeq and is a predicted model, not a curated record.